CACCCUCGCCUUCGUCACUCACAAACGCACAAGCUUGAUCCUUCGAGCUCCAGACAUCUCACAAGUUUUUCGUGGCUCUAGCUGGUUGGUUAAGGCUAAAUUCACACAUGGCUCGAGUGGUGUCGGUUUCUUUGGUGCUGGGCGUCCUGCUCGCCUGCUCUGCGUUGGCGGCGGCGAACUUCAACCAGGAGUUCGACAUCACCUGGGGCGAUGGCCGCGGCAAGAUCCUAGACAAUGGCCAGCUCCUGACGCUCACGCUCGACCGAACCUCCGGCUCCGGGUUCCAGUCCAAGCAAGAGUACCUCUUCGGCAAGAUCGACAUGCAGCUCAAGCUCGUCCCCGGCAACUCCGCCGGCACCGUCACCGCCUACUACCUGUCGUCGCAGGGGGCGACGCACGACGAGAUCGACUUCGAGUUCCUGGGCAACGUGAGCGGCGAGCCGUACACGCUGCACACGAACGUGUUCACGCAGGGGCAGGGCCAGCGCGAGCAGCAGUUCCGCCUCUGGUUCGACCCCACCAAAGACUUCCACACCUACUCCAUCCUCUGGAACCCCAAGCACAUCAUCUUCAUGGUGGACGACAUGCCGAUCAGGGACUUCCGGAACCUGGAGGGCAAGGGGAUCGCGUUCCCCAAGAACCAGCCGAUGCGGCUCUACUCCAGCCUGUGGAACGCCGACGACUGGGCCACGCAAGGCGGCCGCGUCAAGACGGACUGGUCCCACGCGCCCUUCUCCGCCUCUUACCGCGGUUUCAUGGCCGACGCCUGCGUGGCCGUCGCGGGCGGCAGGACGCACUGCGGCGCCAACGUCGGCACCGAAGGCACCGCCGGCGCCCCAUCCGGAGACUGGUACAACCAGGAGCUGGACCUCACGCGGCAGCAGCGCAUGCGGUGGGUGCAGCGCAAGUACAUGAUCUACAACUACUGCACCGACCCCAAGCGCAUCUCGCAGGGCCUCCCUGCCGAGUGCUCCAUGUAAUGGCGCGACACGACCGGCACUUCGCCGAGCAAGGCAACAGCAAACCAGCAGCAGCAAUGCCGUAUCAGAAACAGACAGGAGCAGGAAAGAUGGGGGCGUCUGUAUAAUAAAUAAAAAUAAGGAUUGGUAAUUGUGGAGUCUGUAAUAUGUAGCUGGUGGUAAAUUCUUUUCUGUUUGUAGCCUUGCCCUUCUCUUCCUUCCGCCACCUUGUUUGGGUCAUCAUCAUCAACCAUUCGUGUUCAUGUUCGUCUGUAAUAUAUGAAAGUCAUACUUGUUCUUGCA
Molecule: messenger RNA, 1262 nt
Organism: Phragmites australis (common reed)
Lineage: Eukaryota; Viridiplantae; Streptophyta; Magnoliopsida; Poales; Poaceae
Product: probable xyloglucan endotransglucosylase/hydrolase protein 25
Exons: 3
Coding region: 108-980 (290 amino acids)
Biological process (GO): cell wall biogenesis; xyloglucan metabolic process
Cellular component (GO): cell wall; apoplast
Molecular function (GO): xyloglucan:xyloglucosyl transferase activity; hydrolase activity, hydrolyzing O-glycosyl compounds
Source: RefSeq, a predicted model, not a curated record